Molecule: messenger RNA, 306 nt
Organism: Caenorhabditis remanei
Lineage: Eukaryota; Metazoa; Nematoda; Chromadorea; Rhabditida; Rhabditidae
Exons: 4
Coding region: 1-306 (101 amino acids)
Source: RefSeq, a predicted model, not a curated record
AUGGCGCGCUUCACUCCUCUCCUUCUCAUCCUUCUGGCCCUUGUCCCACUCUACUACUCUUUGGAUUGCAGAAAGUUCUCUUUUGCACCAGCUUGUCGUGGAAUCAUGCUGAAAAGAUCCGGAGGUCACCCAAUGAUCGACCAAUCACAGCAAAACCUUGUCAACGCUAAGGAUUGGGAAAAAGAGAUGUUGGAGCUCCUCAUCCGCCACAUUGAAGACGAAGCGUUGAUCGCCAACUCAGACUGCGUCAAUGUGUCCGUGCUCCGAGACCGUCUCGUCAAUGCUAGAAACGAGUUGUCGCAAUAA